Messenger RNA from Penicillium diatomitis, 981 nucleotides. RefSeq names its product MIND complex subunit MTW1. The record is from RefSeq and is a predicted model, not a curated record. The coding region runs from base 1 to 981 and encodes 326 amino acids. Gene Ontology annotation, biological process: mitotic cell cycle; protein localization to kinetochore; kinetochore assembly. NCBI's taxonomy places the organism in Eukaryota, Fungi, Ascomycota, Eurotiomycetes, Eurotiales, Aspergillaceae. Gene Ontology annotation, cellular component: chromosome, centromeric region; nucleus. The transcript is spliced from 3 exons.
AUGAACGACGCAACGACUUCAUUGCUCACGGAGCACUUUAGCUAUACACCUCUGUCCCUGAUCGAUGAUAUCAUCAACUCCAUCAAUAACUUGAUCUACCAAGCAAUUUCAAGCUUAGAGUCUGGUCUUCUUGCGACGCCGCCGGAGCGUUUGGGUUUCGGACACGCAAACAAUGGCUCGACCAUCCCUGACACCGAUGAGGAUGGCAAUGUCGUCUAUCCUGAAGCUCGACUGGAGAUUGAAAAUGGACUGCAUCAGCUUGAGACCCUGCUCGAGGCAAAUGUGGACAAAGCUUUUGACAAGUUCGAGAUCUAUGUCUUGAGAAAUAUUCUCACUGUGCCAGAGGACUUACUUUUCUGGGUGCGCCUGAAGCAUUACGAGGGGCUCUCUUUCAAUCCAGGCCCGAACUCGCCCACACCCGAGACCAUUCUUGCGCAACGAAAGAAGCUUUUGGAAACUCGGAAACUCACGCGAUCGCUAAAAGAAGAGUCUGCGCGGAACGAAGCUGUCAUUGCUCAAUUGAAAUCAAUACUGUCCACAGUGGCAAAUGUGACUCCUGAGAACGAAGUCAAGGCACCUGCAGCAGGAAAUGCCAUCGAUUUGUCCUUCCUUACGUCCAGUCCCGCUGCCCGUCAGCUUCGCAUCGGCGUGGGCGCCGGCGUAAAUACCAAACAUGCCCCACUGACCACCAACACGACCUUUAUUCUGUCUCAAUUGCCGGCUUUGCAUGCCGCUCUCGAGAAUCUACGGCCCAAGCUAGCUAGCUUGCCUGGCUCGUCUGCAGAGAUCAGAGCCAAGUCCAAGCGGGACGAACGCAGGGAGUACAUCGAAAGCCGCAUCCGUUUACAUUUGGAACGUGCCGGCCAAUUGGCCGUAAGUGACGAUGGCAAUACGAUUGUCGCGGGCCGUCGCAUCGAUAUCUCCGAGGCCCAGGCUUUGGAGAACGUGGCAAACAUGCUCACGCAGACAAGGAAAGAAUGA